This is a messenger RNA of Phaedon cochleariae (mustard beetle), 345 nucleotides long. The record is from the annotation of a GenBank genome assembly. NCBI's taxonomy places the organism in Eukaryota, Metazoa, Arthropoda, Insecta, Coleoptera, Chrysomelidae.
AUGGACAAAAACGAGCUGUUGCCGCACCGAUACAAACUGUGUUGCGUUAUCAUGCACUUGAGCUGCACCAUGGCCUCGAGACACAUCGCCUAUGUGAAAGCCAGCAAUCCGUCCAUCGACUACUUCAACUUCCCCUGCGAAAGCAUCGAUUGUUGCGGACUGCAGAUGUACAAAAACGUUCUGGUGCGAACCGCCAACGAUAACUCUGUGGAAGAAAAAAGGCAGCACGGAAGACAUGAGGCUGGAGUGCAACGACGAAAACCUCAGACCCAUCUCCACAAAGAAGUUCGUGGACUUGUCGGGCUCCAAGCCAAACUCUUCGUCGACCCCUAUCUGCUGUUUUAA